Daphnia pulex (common water flea) is the source of this 1486-nucleotide messenger RNA. RefSeq names its product nuclear transcription factor Y subunit gamma-like (gene Nf-YC). The record is from RefSeq and is a predicted model, not a curated record. Gene Ontology annotation, molecular function: protein heterodimerization activity; DNA binding; DNA-binding transcription activator activity, RNA polymerase II-specific. Gene Ontology annotation, biological process: regulation of DNA-templated transcription. The coding region runs from base 396 to 1355 and encodes 319 amino acids. NCBI's taxonomy places the organism in Eukaryota, Metazoa, Arthropoda, Branchiopoda, Diplostraca, Daphniidae. Gene Ontology annotation, cellular component: nucleus; CCAAT-binding factor complex. The transcript has 5 exons.
GCCGUCAAAAUUUAUGUGGACUGCAGUUGAUUGUACACAAAUAAUCGGCCCUCCAAAGUGCAAAUUGCGUUGAAAAUUCUAGUAGAAAACUCAAGGUUGACACUAUACAAAGAAACACUCGGUCGUGCAUUCUUUAUGUUCACUUGCUGUUAUUAUUCCAAGCCAAAAAAUGCCCUUGUGACACAGAUCCUAAGAAAACCAUUGGCAUUUUGUCAUACGCAGUUUUAUGGGAAAUCAAAAAACACUGCCAAUCUAACACGUGCAUCAGUGCAGGCGACACAAUACAUUAGUCUAGCCAUCUAGCGGAAUGCAGACGACAACACAAUUCUUUUUUCGUCUUUCACUGAAAAGCAUCAUUUAAAGGUUUUUGUCUUUUUUUAUGAAAACAAGUCAAAAUGGUCCAAACUGCUGCGACUGAAGCUACUCAAGCAUUGAACAGUUUCUGGCCUAAAGUUGCUGAGGAUGUAAAAAUUCUUAACAAUAAUGAUUUCAAGCAACAAGAACUACCACUGGCCAGAAUUAAGAAGAUCAUGAAACUCGAUGAUGAUGUGAAAAUGAUAAGUGCGGAAGCCCCUGUUCUGUUCUCAAAGGCAGCUGAACUUUUCAUCACAGAACUGACAUUGCGUGCUUGGAUUCAUACAGAAGACAACAAAAGAAGAACACUGCAGAGAAAUGACAUUGCCAUGGCUAUUUCCAAAUAUGAUCAGUUUGAUUUCCUAAUUGACAUUGUUCCUAGAGAUGAAUUAAAACCUCAAAAAGCACGUGAAGAAACUCCUUCAAGGCCUGCAUCUAAUAUUCCAGAUCAGGUUCAAUACUAUCUUCAACUUGCCCAACAAAAUCAACAAGCACUUCAGCAAGCUACUCAGCAGCCUCAACCUGCAUCAUUAGGUGGUUCUGCUAUUGGUGGCCAACAACAGACUAUUCAAAUUGUUCAAGGUGGAGGGCAAAUUCAAACCAUUAGUGUCAUGCCAGCAACUCAAUUGGUACAAGCAACACCACAAGCAGCAGCUGCUGCAAAUCCCAUAUCCAUUACAAAUUCUCCCAAUGCAACACAACAGCCAGCUACUCAAUUAGCACUUCAAGGAUUAAAUCUCCAGCAACAUCAGCAACAACAGCAGCAGCAGCAGCAACAACAACAACAACAACAGCAGCAGCAGCAGCAAACACAGCAACAACAACUUGGAGGAAUUCAAAUUGUUCAGCAGAUUGUUGGUCCCAAUGGAGAGAUCCAACAAAUUCCGCUUCAACUCUCCGCACAACAACUUCAAAUGAUUCGGAUGCAACUUGGGGCUGCAGGAAAUGGACAGCAAAUUGUUCUUCAAACUUCUGCACCUCAGCAGGGUCAACAAGAGUAGUAUAAUUAUUGGAAAUGUUUUGGAACACUGCUUUUAUAAAGUUCAAUUCCUGAAUUACUGUGUACAAAUUAAAUGGAUUGAGCGUGUGAACGCACGCUACAAUUGGGGAAUACAGAAUACUUGAUCGUCGA